AUGCGUGCCGUGGAAGUAUCACCCCCAGCGACGGCGUCCAAGGAAGCUGCGGCCGCGUCGACUGAACGCACCCCAUUGCUGAAGUUCCAUCCACGUCCGAUUGAAGUCGGGUCGAUGCAGCAGCAGGAAGAGAUGGAUGAAAUGUCCUUUUGGGAGCGUGUUUCCUCCCCGCUUCAUCCGGUGUUGAACAAGGUGCAGGAGCACUGCCACUAUGAGUGGGUGGCGGCUUUGUUGUCAGCCAUAAUGUUGGUGGCGCUUUUUGUGAUUGUAUUUUAUCUGGACACCCCGCCCAGGCCGGUGCACUGUGUGACGCCGUUUGGUGAACUGUUAGGGGAAAGCAACGGCGUAUUAGCCUUCAGCAACUGCAACAGAGACUAUCGCGACGUGGAGGAGCACUUUGUACUUGUCAAGACAUCACAGGUGCACAGCGGUUUGAAGUGGCGUUCCGUAGAGUAUGCGCGACGGUUUUGGUUGCUUGCAAAGCAGCCGGCAGUGCAGUUCAUGUCCGUCACGUGUGCAGAAGAUAUAUGGACAAGGGUCGAUUAUGCCUAUUACAUCAAUGGGAAACGCGUCAAACUCUUGAAGUAUGAGAACAUGAUGGCCUGUGACCAAGCCCCGCUGUCAAAGACAACUAUGAAAAAGGGUCAGUGGAAACAUUACGGUCCGCAAAUUGGGGAUCUACUUGUCUACGCAAAUGACAGCCGUCUACCAGGCGGACACGUCGCUGUCGUUGUGGGCCGAGUUUCACAGCCACCCCAUGCCGUUUCUAACACGUCGUGGAUUAGGCAAUGCUCCCUGCUCCUGGCAGAGCAAAACUGGGAUAAUGCGCGAUGGCUUUACAACGAAACCUUGAGGGGGAGGGACACACCAACAAGCACCGCAGUGCCUCUUCACUACUCACGCAAGGUCUUACUGCAGGAGGUGGAUAGCACACGAAAGAUGUGUGUGAAAGACCCACGUGGAACCGUGCUCGGUUGGGUUCGUGUGUGA
Molecule: messenger RNA, 990 nt
Organism: Trypanosoma rangeli
Lineage: Eukaryota; Euglenozoa; Kinetoplastea; Trypanosomatida; Trypanosomatidae
Product: D-alanyl-glycyl endopeptidase-like protein
Exons: 1
Coding region: 1-990 (329 amino acids)
Cellular component (GO): cytoplasm
Molecular function (GO): ligase activity
Source: RefSeq, a predicted model, not a curated record